GUAAUGGAAAGAGAUUUUCCAAAAGGCUUGCUGAGAAAAGAAAGCAAAAACAAGUACCCAUUCCACCUCCUCCUCCACCACCACUACCACCACCUCCUGUUACACCACUGAAGCAGUCAAAAGAAAAGGAUACASAAGACAUUGAAAAUAUACAACCUGGUAAAAGAAAAGGCUACAGUUCUGUCAGUGAAAAGAUCCAAACUGCAAGCUCUGCACAAGUGGAAUCUCCAGAUCUGAAGAGCAUCAAUGACAAGCUCUUUGCAUCCAUGAAAAAUGUUUCUGGAAGAGGUCAGACAAGAAAACAGUCUUCAAGUCCACCAAUUGACAAUGACACAAGAUUAAUAGAUGCAGAAAUACAAGCAAGUAAGCUGAAGAGCAUGAAGAAAAGUCUUCCAAAGAACUUACCCAGAGCCAGCCUUCAAAACAACUUGAAUGAUGAGAUAAUAAAUGCAAGAAAAAAGCUAAAGUGCAUCUAUCCUCAAGGYUCACGUAAUAGCAUGACCACGCCUUACCAAUACAGCAAGCAGCAAAGAGAAACCAAAAGAACUCCAGACGAGUAUCCAAUGUUCAAUGUGGCUCUUGUUUACAAGUUUAGAAAUGCCAGAAGUCCCUGUGUCAGCCCAAGCRGAUGUUUUAACGAUUCGUCUAGUUUUUGUAAUGAUAGCCCUGCAUGACCGAAACAGAGGUGACCGUUAUCACUGUUUUUAUUUCAGCGGGGUAUUUUWAAAUGAGUUACAGUAAAACAAUAUAGUCAAACGUCUGUUAAGGGACAUUUAGAAAUUUGACCUGCAACCUAUAUGGUAUAUGCCGAGACAAUGGGUAUAAAAUUUAGAAGUUUGACCUGAAAUCGCAUUUGGGGUACAUUUAAAUAGGCAUAGGGAACACRUAACUCAACCAGUUUCCCAUUACGGCAAGAGUUAUAAUAGUUUAAGACAGUACAAAUAAAAUAGAGGGUAGUAAAGAAAAUAACGAAAAGACUUCAAAAUAGCCCAACACGAGGCAUAGGCCAAAGCUAAGAGGUCUAAUCGUCUUUGGCAGUCCAUAACUACCCUGGGUGCCAGAGGUUCCUUGUCCUUCCCAUUUCUAUUUGUCUUUUUCGCUUGACCCUUGUCGCUUCGCGACUCAACUCAAAGUCCCUCUGAAAUCCAGGGUGGUCUAUAACAGGCUGUUUAGAAAGCGCGAGGCAGAAGCCAGGGCAAAGUUAGAAAAAAAGUUAGUUGGCUAUCACAAUAGAGCUAAAGUAGCGAAGCCGUCAGUUAGACUGUGAUAGUGCGGUAGUUAGUUUGGACUAGGCCUGGGUAGAGUAACCGUUACCGUGACAGUUACUACCGAAAUCACUYGACUGUUAGCACCGCCAAAAUAACAAUCGAUCGCAAGUUCGAUCGGAGAUGUCAAAAUGAUCACGUGACAUUAGUUUUCUAUUGUUUGAAUGUCACAUGACCUCCACGUGACCACUGAAGCGCUCCAAAUGGUCACAUGAGUUAACCAAAAUUUAAACCGCGAUCAAUUGAUUGGAGGUGCGAACAGUUUAGUGAUUUCGGUAGAACUACCUAUAAUUGAAAAUAAAUUCUUGAUCUUUUUUAAAACUA
This is a messenger RNA of Actinia tenebrosa (Australian red waratah sea anemone), 1589 nucleotides long. RefSeq lists its product as uncharacterized. The record is from RefSeq and is a predicted model, not a curated record. NCBI's taxonomy places the organism in Eukaryota, Metazoa, Cnidaria, Anthozoa, Actiniaria, Actiniidae.